Messenger RNA from Xylaria bambusicola, 1496 nucleotides. RefSeq lists its product as uncharacterized. The record is from RefSeq and is a predicted model, not a curated record. The transcript has a single exon. Bases 393 to 893 code for a protein of 166 amino acids. NCBI's taxonomy places the organism in Eukaryota, Fungi, Ascomycota, Sordariomycetes, Xylariales, Xylariaceae.
CUCAUAUUUAAGUAUGUAAGCCAUAUGAGUGGCCUGUUGAUAUUGCCACAACAAAGCGUGUCUGGAUGGGGUUCUGCCUAACAGCAAUCAAUCUCAAUAUCUCAAUGGAGCCGCAAUGACCACCAACAACCAUAAUAACAUCUAGCCGAGGGAGCGGUAACAAUUGUGCUGCCCACUAGCAAUGCAAAUUUUCUAUUUAUUUGUCAGCCACCAAAAGCUAUAUUGACUUCAACUCUGAUCUUCCAACUCUAUAGACCACAUUCCCGCCAUCCUGUUGCUUGACUACCACGCUUUGCCCACCCUUGCAUUGCCUUUGACCAAAGGUCCUUUCAAAUCGACUUUGCUUGGACUAGCUUCACGUCCUGCUCCAACUCGCAUUGAUACUCUUCAGGAUGUGUUUCUUGAAGAGCAGACGACGUAUAUAUUACCGCGACAAGGACUGGAAACCACCAAGAGACCUCACAAUCCCUAUUCCGUCGCAGUAUCCUUCCCAGCUAGUAUUUCCUGGGCCGAGCUACGAACCAUUGCCGAGCUCUCAGAUCACACCGCAAGCUUGCACUCCAAUACCAAACUACCAGCAGGUCAUGGCAGCGUCGACGCAGUCCUUGCCCAUGCCGCAAGUUUCCUCGGCAAUGGUACCCUUUUCUGCAAUGGCACAACCUCUUGCAAUGAGUCAGUCUCCUACAAUGGUGCAACCUGCGACAAUGCUGCAGGCCCAAACCAUGAUUCAGCAGCCUUAUGGAAUGGCACAGGCACCUGCGAUGUUUCAGCCCUCUGCGAUGAUGCCGCCUUCUAUCAUGGCCCAGCCUUUCUCGAUGACGCCUAUGGUGCAAACACCUCAGUACUACGGCCCCUACCCAUCGUAUAGCGCCUUUAUGCACCCUCGCUUCUGAUAAAUUGCCACUACGAGGCUAUAAGACAUCUACCAAGCUGUGAGACAACGAAACUUCGUCAUCCACUACACACUACGUUUCGAACCAUUGCAGUGGCGCUUCGUGCCGGAAGCAAUCAAGAGCUCCCGGAAAAACCUAGAUGGUAAUGAGGGCGAAGGUAUAUCACAAAGGCGAUCCAAGACUAUCUAUGAACGAGGCGGAGCAUUGCAUGCUGGGAAACAUGGAUGUUAGGGGCUUGUUGUUUGUCUUAGGCAUGCCGUAGGGUUGUACCUAGACUAGUAGAUGGAUGGAAGGAUAGAUAAGCAUAAAAUGAAUACCGAGUUGGUCGGUGGUCCGUGAUCCAUCUGUUCGAGGAAUUGACCUUAUGCCCGUCUACAUGUCAUUGCCUUGGGUAUUGGUCAGUCAGUUGGUCUUGUAGUGAGUGCAGGUACUUAUAUGUGGUGAGGUUUGUGGAGUAUGAUUAUCUAAUAUGGUGUUCUCGCUGGACAGACUGCUAAGUAUGGAUGUACUUUGUAGGCUGCAUGAUUAAGUAACCCCUGAAAGACCGAAAAGAUGCCAGGCCAUGCGCCAUAUUGUUAGACAAUCAUGAAUUGCACUUGCGCU